AAAUAAAUUGCAAGAAUCCGACGAUUGCAGAAAAAUGGGUGAAACAGCUGCUCCAGUGGCCACGGCCAACGACCUCCCACUUCCGGUUGGACCCCAGCCAGGAGUUCACUAUCCAAUUAAGACUGAGUACUGUGGAAACUGUUCAAUGCCAUUUGAAUUCUGUGAAAAUUACCCCGACUACGAGGGGUGCAAGGACUGGUUGUCCAAGAAUCUCCCGGAUCAGUUUAAACAGCUGAGUGUCGCAACUGCCGAAGGCGAAUCUGACGCGGAGGAGAAAAAGCGUCAAAAGCGCGGCGGGAAAGGGAUGGUUAAACCUAAGAAGAAAGAGGCAGAGCAAGACAAGAAAAUAAUCCUCUCCAUGGCUCCCCGGGGCAAAAAGAAGGCAGUGACUGUUGUCCAAGGUAUGAGAACCUUCGGAAUAGACUUGAAGGUUGCGUCAAAGUUUUUCUCGUCAAAGUUUGCCUGCAGCUCGUCGGUGACAGGGGACGAUGAGAUAGUGAUCCAAGGAGACGUGAAGGAUGAAUUGUUUGAUAUACUGCCGGAGAAAUGGCCGGAGAUUGAUGAGGAUCUGAUCGAUGAUAUCGGAGAAAGAAAACGUUCAUAGUAGAAAUGUAUCUUAAA
Eurytemora carolleeae is the source of this 621-nucleotide messenger RNA. RefSeq names its product density-regulated protein homolog (gene DENR). Gene Ontology annotation, biological process: formation of translation preinitiation complex; translation reinitiation. The transcript is spliced from 2 exons. NCBI's taxonomy places the organism in Eukaryota, Metazoa, Arthropoda, Copepoda, Calanoida, Temoridae. The record is from RefSeq and is a predicted model, not a curated record. The coding region runs from base 35 to 604 and encodes 189 amino acids. Gene Ontology annotation, molecular function: translation initiation factor activity; mRNA binding.